GGUUUCCGGUGAGCGGCAGUAGCCGGUUAUGACGACUCCCUCCUCUGGAACAGCCGCCGUCUCCUCGCCUCCUGCUCGGUAGUCACGGCUGCGCCGGCUCCAGGCCUGUGGAAAUCUAAUCAAGGGUUUCGGGAGUGGAGUGAACCCAGCUGCUUUGAGCUGAAGCAAAAGUAGCUUGGCCACCAAAGCGUCCGGUGCUGGAGGAGUGCAGCCACCCAUCCCGGCAGGCCUUGCAGGAGGACCGACACCAGGAAGGCUUUGUGCCAGGUCCAGCAGCCACCCUCAGCCGUCUUAUGCAAGUGGGUACAUGCCCUCGGCAGAAGCCAGCUCUCUGAUCUGCGUCUUUAGACUUUUUUCAUCGCCUAAGCGUUACUUCUUCUCUACGGAUUGGUGAGUUUAGUGAUGGCCAGAGCUCACUGGAGGACAAUGGACUUGGAUAACCAAAGGUCAGGGCUUGGUCAUAGCAAUGACUUUUAUUACCGGGAAGGACGAGUCAAAAAAUAGGAAGGUCUGGGAACCCUCAGAUUCGCCACUCUAGGAUUUAGAGACCUGAAACAUCGCAGAAGCUUCUGAGUGGUUCUGAGGAUUCAAGAGGUUUUCAGGUUGCUAUGUUAAUACUGCUUGUCUUUGGAGUCUUACUUCAUGAAGUCCCACUGAGUGGCCAAAAUGAAGCUCCACCUAAUACUCAGAGCAUUCCAGGCGAACCUCUGUAUAACUAUGCCAGCAUCCGCUUGCCAGAGGAGCACAUUCCCUUCUUUUUGCAUAACAAUAGGCAUAUUGCCACUGUCUGUAAGAAAGACUCUCUCUGUCCAUAUAAGAAACACCUAGAAAAUCUAAAGUACUGCUGGGGUUAUGAGAAAUCCUGCAAACCAGAGUUCAGGUUUGGUUACCCAGUUUGCAGCUAUGUCGACAUGGGAUGGACGGACACUCUUGAGUCAGCUGAGGACAUUUUCUGGAAACAGGCUGACUUUGGAUAUGCCAGAGAGAGGUUGGAGGAGAUGCAUGUGCUCUGUCAGCCUAAGGAAACGAGUGACUCAAGUCUAGUGUGUUCCCGUUAUCUUCAGUACUGCAGAGCAACCAAUCUUUACCUUGAUUUAAGAAACAUCAAGAGAAAUCAUGACAGAUUUAAGGAGGACUUUUUCCAGAGUGGUGAAAUUGGAGGGCACUGUAAACUUGACAUCCAUACGUUGAUGUCUGAAGAUCAGCGCAAAAGCCCUUUGCAGUCAUGGUUUGCUGAGCUACAGAGCUAUACUCAGCUCAACUUCAGACCUAUACAAGAUGGUAAAUGUGACAUUGUCAUUGAAAAACCAACAUAUUUCAUGAAAUUAGAUGCAGGUGUUAACAUGUAUCACCACUUCUGUGAUUUCAUCAAUCUUUAUAUUACCCAGCACGUUAAUAACUCAUUCAGUACUGAUGUGUACAUCGUGAUGUGGGACACCAGUUCUUACGGAUAUGGUGACCUAUUCUCUGACACAUGGAAUGCAUUUACUGAUUAUGACGUUAUACAUUUGAAAACUUAUGAUUCUAAAAGGGUAUGUUUUAAAGAAGCUGUUUUUUCAUUACUCCCCCGUAUGAGGUAUGGGCUGUUCUAUAAUACUCCUCUGAUAUCUGGCUGUCAAAAUACUGGACUAUUCAGGGCAUUUUCCCAGCAUGUACUACACAGACUAAACAUCACACAAGAAGGACCCAAGGAUGGAAAAAUUCGAGUCACCAUUCUUGCACGGAGCACGGAAUACCGGAAAAUCCUAAACCAAAAUGAGCUUGUAAAUGCACUGAAAACAGUAUCUACAUUUGAAGUCCAGAUUGUUGAUUACAAGUAUAAAGAACUUGGGUUUUUAGAUCAACUAAGGAUCACACACAACACGGACAUAUUUAUUGGAAUGCAUGGAGCUGGUCUUACCCAUUUACUUUUCCUUCCAGACUGGGCUGCUGUAUUUGAACUGUACAACUGUGAAGAUGAACGCUGUUACUUAGACUUGGCCAGGCUGAGAGGCGUUCACUACAUCACUUGGCAAAGGCAGAACAAAGUCUUUCCUCAGGAUAAGGGUCACCAUCCAACCCUGGGGGAGCACCCAAAGUUCACCAACUACUCUUUCGAUGUAGAAGAAUUUAUGUAUCUUGUCCUUCAGGCUGCAGACCACGUAUUGCAACACCCAAAGUGGCCGUUUAAGAAGAAACGUGAUGAGCUAUAAAUAUGUUGAGUCUGUUUGCAAAAAGAGUGUUUAAACACUUCCACACCCAGACUUAGAAUUAAAUCAGUAAGGCAACCUGUUAUUCCCUAUCCCCAAAUUACCUUUUCUAUGCCAAAACAUACCUUCAGGAUAUUGU
Molecule: messenger RNA, 2328 nt
Organism: Cebus imitator (Panamanian white-faced capuchin)
Lineage: Eukaryota; Metazoa; Chordata; Mammalia; Primates; Cebidae
Gene: EOGT
Product: EGF domain specific O-linked N-acetylglucosamine transferase
Exons: 18
Coding region: 609-2192 (527 amino acids)
Cellular component (GO): endoplasmic reticulum lumen
Molecular function (GO): protein N-acetylglucosaminyltransferase activity
Source: RefSeq, a predicted model, not a curated record